Messenger RNA from Magallana angulata, 1984 nucleotides. RefSeq lists its product as uncharacterized. Gene Ontology annotation, molecular function: nucleic acid binding; 3'-5'-DNA exonuclease activity. The transcript is spliced from 6 exons. Gene Ontology annotation, biological process: DNA catabolic process. Bases 1 to 1353 code for a protein of 450 amino acids. The record is from RefSeq and is a predicted model, not a curated record. NCBI's taxonomy places the organism in Eukaryota, Metazoa, Mollusca, Bivalvia, Ostreida, Ostreidae. Gene Ontology annotation, cellular component: cytoplasm.
AUGGGUAAAGUUAACAAAAGAAGAGGCAUCGGUUUUAAAAGCCAAAAACAACAUAGAAAACUUGAUAAUGUUUUACACAGUUUACAAGAUCGCUGGUCGGCAUUUUCUAUUUUGUCUGAGCAUAAUUAUUUCCAACGUUCACGAUAUGCGGUUUCUACCCCCUACACACUCUCUGAUGUCGCAGACGAUAUCAUAAUUGACAACUCACAGCCUCGCACCGACAUAGACUGGAGAAAGGGCAGGCGUGUCGUCGAGCUAAGUGUUUUAGCGGAUGGCUUACGUUCGUGUGAAGAGUGUGGGAUACCAUUACACCUGUCCCAUUGUGUUGGCAUCAUCACCUACGGAUUGGGGGCUUUCUUGAAAGUGCCCUGUAGCAAUACCGAUUGCCAUCAUAUUAAUAAAAUAGCGACCGGAAAGAAACAUGGCAGGGUCUGGGAUGCCAACACUAAGCUAGCUACAGGAAGCAAGGAGCAGAUGCUAUCACUGCUAGUGUCGACGCAGGCUGGCAAAAGAGGCGCAGUGGUCGCUCAUAUGAUAGUCUGUCUGGUACACAAGAACAUUGGCCUAUCCCCUGGGAAAUUUACCAGACAAAGAGCAAUUCUUAUUGACAUCAGAAGAGCCAAGAGAAAAGCAUUAGCUAAUACCAGAGAGGCAAGAAAAAGAAGACUUAAUCGAAAGUUGGAAAGGGGAAACAAAUUAACCUCAGCUGAGGUUAGGGAAGGACCCACCUAUGAACCAGGUGUUGAGUUUAACGAUCUAGAAGUAGAUGAUGUGGAAGCCAUCCCUCCUCCAAAUUACCCCCCUUUAAAAUCUCCACCAUUGGGUUCUGGAAGUUAUGUGUACUUUGAUCUAGAAGCAACUGGAUUUGAGCGGAAUUCCCACAUUACUCAAAUUGCGGCUUUAGAUGAAGACAGUGAUGAAUAUCUCUGUACAUAUGUGAUUCCCCAAAAGCCCAUCAGUACACAAGCAUCCAAAGUAACGGGACUUGCAUUGAACGGUACAACUUUGCAUCACAAUGGGAAAGCAGUUAAAGCAGUAUCCAUUCAAGAAGCUCUACAAGAUCUCAUUUCCUUCCUUGGCAAUCUUCCAUCUAAGAAACCAAAGAUUCUUGUUGGACAUAACAUAAAAUCAUAUGAUUGCCCCAUUCUUAUGAAUGCUUUGAGGAACUGCAAUAUUGAUGACAGAUUUGAAGAAGAAGUUAUUGGAUUUCUGGAUACUAUGAAACUUUUUCGACUUUCUUUCCCGUCUCAGAAAUCCUACUUUCAACAACAUUUAAGCAAAGUUUUACUUGCUGAGUACUUUACUUAUGAAGCACACAAUGCCUUGGAAGACGUCAAAACUCAAAAAUUGUGAACUUGCCCUCUGUAUCUUCUAUCAACAAGCCUAGUUGUGAAUUUUCAGUAGAUUAUGUCACUAAAUAUAUUGAUUAGUAUUCAGUUGUCAAACGAAAUAUGCCUAGCCUUCAAGUGCUUGUGAACCGAAAAAUCAUAACUGCUGGAAUGGCCAGAAAAAUUGCAGGUAGUGACCUAUCUUUGAGCCACUUACAGUUAGUGCACAAAAGAAUUGGCAGAGACGGUUUGUCGGCUCUCGUCUCCGAAACUGUGGCGGGGAGAGUCAGGGUGUCAAAAUCACAGAAAGUAAUUUCAUCACUUUGUGAUUUUUUUUAGUCCAAAAUAUUUGUUUACAAUGUAAUUAGAUUUAAUUUUAUUAGUAUGAAAUCAUUGAAACCCCCCUAACAGUUUUAAGUGUUCUUUUAUGUUUAAUGGUGUCAUCUUACUCUAGAAAUUGUUACUUAAGAAACAAUAUUUUCUCGAUCUGGCUCCUUUUUGUAAAGCAAAGAAACACUUUUGUACAUUAUCUUAGAAAGCCAUGUAUGGUAUUAUUAAACAAAUUAAAUUAUUUGACUAAAUUUAAAUAAUAUACCAAAUAAAUAUGGUUUUUUAAACACUAUUGUUUAUAAUGUAAUUCUUUGUGUCAAUCAAUA